AGAGAGAACAAGUUCCGGAGUGAGAAGGCAGAAGGGGGGAGAGAGAGAGAGGGUCUUCUCGGCGGUGGAUGGAUGGCGGCGGCGGCGAUGUUUCCCGACGAGGUAUGGGAGUACGUCUUCUCUUUUGUAGAGGGCGAUGUGGACCGGAACGCGAUCUCGCUGGUUUGUCGCGGAUGGUACGGGAUCGAACGGCGUUGCCGGCGGAGGAUCUUCGUCGGAAACUGCUACGCUGUUUCGCCGGAGAUGGUGUUUCGUCGGUUUCCGGAGGUGAGGGCCGUGAGCAUCAAGGGGAAGCCUCACUUCGCUGAUUUUAACCUCGUGCCGAGUGGCUGGGGCGGUGGGGCGGGUUUGUGGGUUGAGGCUUUGGUGGAGGCGUGCCCGCAGCUGGAGGAGCUUCGGCUCAAGAGAAUGGUGGUUGCUGAUGACUGCCUCGAGCUCAUUGGGAGGUAUUUUCGCAACUUUAAGGUGUUGUCACUUACUUCGUGCGAAGGAUUCAGCACCGCCGGACUGGCAUCGGUUGCCAGAAAUUGCAGAAAUUUGAGGGAGUUGGACCUGCAGGAGAAUGCCAUAGCAGAUAACUGCAGUAACUGGCUAAGCCAUUUCCCCGAAUCUUUUACUUCUUUGACAUCUCUUAACAUUUCAUGCCUCGAUGGAGAUGUUAAUUUGUUAGUCCUCGAACGGCUUGUAAGUAGAUGCUCUAAUCUCAAGACCCUCAGGCUCAAUAACAUGGUCCCUCUCGAUCGGCUUGUCAGCAUUCUUGUCAAGGUCCCACAGCUGGUUGACCUCGGAACGGGUAGGUUUUCAGCGGAUUCUCGUCCAGACCUUCUCACCAAGCUCGAAUCUUUAUUUGCGGGGUGCAAAAAUCUGAAAAGCCUAUCUGGAUUGUACGAAGCUGUUCCGGCGUACCUUCCAACGAUCUUCUCAGUUUGUGAUGGACUUAGCUCACUGAAUUUGAGCUAUGCCACAAUGCCAAGUGCGGAACUUGCAAAGCUAAUUACUCGUUGUAAAAAUCUGGAGCGCCUAUGGGUCAUGGAUUUGAUAGAAGAUGUUGGCCUGGAAGCAGUGGCAUCAUCUUGCAAGCUUCUUAAGGAGCUUCGAGUUUUCCCAUUUGAUCCAUAUGGUGCUGAACACUACUCACUCACCGAGCGUGGGCUCAUGAGCGUGUCUGCAGGUUGCCCGAUGCUUCGCUCCGUGCUCUACUUUUGUCAACAGAUGACAAACGUUGCUCUUAUCACUGUUGCCAUGAACAGUCCCAAUUUGACGAGUUUUCGCCUCUGCAUCAUGGACCCGCAUACUCCGGACUACUUGACUCGGCAACCACUCGACGCUGGCUUCAGCGCCAUCGUCGAAGCAUGCAAGGACCUCCGCCGUUUGUCUGUAUCUGGACGUCUCACCGACCGCGUGUUCAAAUCCAUAGGAGCACAUGCAGAUCGAGUUAAGAUGCUUUCGGUUGCCUUCGCCGGAGAUAGCGAUGCAGGUCUUCAUUAUAUUUUAUCGGGUUGUAAGAGCUUAAAAAAGCUGGAGAUUCGAGACUGUCCAUUUGGCGAUGAGGCUCUUCUGGCAAAUACUGCGAAGCUCGAGACAAUGCGAUCCCUUUGGAUGUCGUCCUGCUCUGUAAGCUUGGGGGCGUGUAGAUUACUGGCGAAGAGGAUGCCGAGGCUUAAUGUGGAGGUUAUCGACGAGCGGCGAGGAGGGCAAAUGGAAUUGAGGCCUGAUGACUGCCCUGUUGAGAAGCUUUAUAUAUAUAGGACAGUCGCUGGUCCGCGAUCCGAUACUCCGAGUUGUGUUUGGACCAUAUAGAGAUACCGAUUACUUGAAAGAAAAACUGGUUACUUGAAAGUAACUUGUUUUGUUGUAAUGGAUGAUUGAUGAAGUUAUGGAAGAGCUGUAUCAAUUUGUUUUUUUAGGUAUCAAAUGUUGUUUAGUAUAUGGUGUAGAGUAGAGCAGCAACUUUUUAAGUGUUGUAAAAUUCAUUAAUGGUAUUACGGGACUU
Molecule: messenger RNA, 1993 nt
Organism: Phalaenopsis equestris
Lineage: Eukaryota; Viridiplantae; Streptophyta; Magnoliopsida; Asparagales; Orchidaceae
Product: transport inhibitor response 1-like protein Os05g0150500
Exons: 3
Coding region: 73-1800 (575 amino acids)
Biological process (GO): SCF-dependent proteasomal ubiquitin-dependent protein catabolic process
Cellular component (GO): SCF ubiquitin ligase complex
Molecular function (GO): protein binding
Source: RefSeq, a predicted model, not a curated record